UCUUGUUCCCACCUCUUAAACCAGCAUCAUUAGGAUUCACUGUUUUAUUUAUAAAAGCAGUAGCCACCUGCUUUCUUGCCAUCACUUGUAGCCGUAUGUUGCUCAGAACAAAGGCCAGAAACUUACAUACCUUACACAUUUUCUAGUUAAAAUUUUUUGGGGGGAGGGGCUAGUAUUUGUGGAAUUCUGUGAUCUGUUGCUUGGCAACUUCAAGAGACUUAAACUUCUGCAUUCUGUGAGAGUCAGAAUUACAAAGUUUGGUGAGCCCAGUCAAUUACCUCUUGCAACCAAAAGGAAAUUAAUUGUCCAUUAUGCAGAGGGCUUGAAAAGUUGGCAUCCGGAGCAGGCCAUCCAUAGCUAUGUCACACUUCUUCUACUUGACUCCACAGAUCGUUCUGCCCCUUAGCCCUCUCACCUCUCGAGAGUUCGAUCUGAUCAGACGCAAGGCUGGAGCAUCCUGGCAGAAGGAAACAAGAUGGUCGGACUCUUCUGUAACAACAUACACAGGCAGUUACUGGAAAAAACAAUUGGAUAAGUCCACGAGCAGCCGAUUUUCUUUUAAAGCAGGACAGCAUCGGCCUGAGUGUAACCAGCAUGCAGGACUAUUUCCUCAAAUAAGCAGUUCUUUUAAAAAUUCACCUAAUGUCAAGCACAGUGUGACACACCAAAUUCUGUUUGGUGAUUUUUCUCCAGCACCUCCAAAUUAUGGAAAAUCAUGUAUGGGAAUUAAGAAGCCAGUAUCUAAGAAUCUGAUGAACUAUAAUCAACUAAAGAAAGACUUUCUGAAGCAUGAAGGUUAACGGAGAUGGAAGAAGAUGCAGGGAUAAUCCCAACUCCUCCUCAAGAAUGAGGUCUUUGCAAUGCAUUCCCAGUGCCGUGCAAAAAGUAACCUCUGCGGACGGACGAGGGCUAACAACGCCGCCAUCUUCCUCCAGCUUCAGGAACAGGGUAAUUCCUCAAGCAAGGCGGGCUCGUCUGAAGACUCACAAGGGGAUCAGUACUCCGAUUACAGUCUGG
Messenger RNA from Callorhinus ursinus (northern fur seal), 1017 nucleotides. RefSeq names its product chromosome unknown C4orf51 homolog (gene CUNH4orf51). The record is from RefSeq and is a predicted model, not a curated record. Lineage: Eukaryota; Metazoa; Chordata; Mammalia; Carnivora; Otariidae.